AUAUGUAGUAUUAGAUCCAUAAGAGCUUACUUCAAGUUGUUAAAAUACGCAAAGAUGGCUGAAGAAAGUGACAGGAGUCAAUUGCCACCCGGCUGGGAAUGCCGAUAUGAUAUACGAAGUGGUCGUCCAUAUUUUAUAAAUCAUUUUAAUCGUACAACAACAUGGGAAGAUCCGAGAGUAAGAUAUUGGCAGUAUUCUCAGUAUAUACAGUCACAAAAUUCAAUGGCACUGAGUUCUGCUACAACUAUAACUUCCCAAGAUAUACCCAUGCAGACUGGUGGAAAUGGAAGUGGUGGACAUUUAGGUUAUACAGGAGCUCACAGAGCUCCACAAAUCUAUCCAACACCGUCUCCCUAUCAUAAUCCGCAACUUGCAUUUUUACCUCCUAGUUUACAGGAACUGAAAACUCCAUUAUCUUUGAAAUCAGUUAGUGUCAUGACAAACAGAUUUGGGGACAUGACAAUUGGAUCACCUACUCCAAUAAGGAAUAUGGAAACAAGUUUAACUCAGAACUCUGAUACUGAACUACAAGUUGCUAAAAUCAAUGCUAUGUUUCCAACUGUUUCUGACACUCAUAUUCGACUUCUUUUAAAAAAAUACCAUAACAGAGCAGCUUUGGUUGUCAGCGCUCUCCAAGUGGAAAAGAAUCCCCUUUGUGCUCCAGGACCAUGCACACCUGUGGGAGUUCAUUCAAACUACACUAUACCAAGAUGGCGAUUACCACCGCAUGCUAUACAUGCAGCUCUAACAUUGAGUCCGCCUCGUGGGGUUCGGCCAGCCCCACACUCCCCAAAAAUGAAACUUAGGUACCUGAAGAAUGUAUUUCCGAAAGUGGAAGAAACUAUGUUGCUUGAUAUUUUGGAGCAAAGUGAUAACAAUGUUCAAAAAGCUUCUGAAAAACUGAUUGAUCUGGGCUAUGAAAAACGAAAUCCUACAGCUCCCAGAUCACAAGCAAAACGAAAAGAGGAAGAACAAAUGAGAAAUGUACAACAUGCCCCUACUCCUCCGCCGCGAAUGAAAAGUUUAGAAGAUAAAAAUAAAAUAAAAGCACGUUUAAUGGAGAAGUAUAAAUCAGUGCCGGAAAGAGUUAUAAUGCUUGCUAUGGAUAGUGUUGAUUACGAUGAGGAAAAAGCAAUACACAUACUAGACAUUAUGGUUAUGGAAGAAGCAACAAGACCUGUAUGUACAAGUAGUCAAAGCAGUAGAAGCGACGAAAGGAAAGAUAGUCCACCGGUAAUCGAAGCUGUAAAGUUAACUGCAUCGCCAAUUAAAAAAAUAGUUAAGGAUGCAGAUUCUGAAAAAUCUAAGCGAUCUAAAAAUAAAAUAGAAAUUCCAAAAGUUUCCCGAGGAACAAGUACUACAGAAGAUAAUGAAUAUAAAUCUCCAUACUUGACAAAACCUAUAGGACCAAACCCUGAUUUACCAAAAGGAGCUGAUAAUGAUUUACUGCUACCUGAUUAUGCACCAUGGUCAGGACCAGAUCCAAAUCUAUUGACGAAGGAGAUAUUCAGUAAAACACUAGCAAAAGGGCACGAUGCAAAUUUGGUUUCUGGGAGUCGUUGCAUUGCUAAAGGCCCUAAUUCAGAAUUAAGGAAAGGUUCACUGAGGGGAUUAACUCAAGGUUCUAUCUAUUCUCAACGAAACGUAUCUAACACUGAGAGUCGUGGUAAAUGAAAUAUAUUUAAUUGUUUCUUUGUUAAUUUUUAUUUUUGUUAAGUAGAAAAAUAAUUUUUGUUUCGUGCAAAGCACGUCUUUGUAUUCUGUUUUUUGUUUUUUGUUUUUCACUGAAUAUUAAUCAAUCGAAAUAUUCAGAUUUUUAUAGAUACGGUAUAAACUUUAAAAAUAUCAAUUUUAAUUCUAUGUUUUAUUAUAUAUUUAUGCUGCAACCAUAUUGAUAAAUAUUUGUUAUGUUUAUCUUUUACUUGUUGACGAGUUUCGUUAUUCUUUUAUGUUUAUUAGUUUGAUAUAUUGGACAUAGAAGCUAAAUUUGAUAAAGUAAUAUGUACAUACAAGGUAGUAGUAGGUAGACUAUAAUUGUGAAAGAAUGAGCAAAGAAGUGUUCAGGUUUACUUACACACGAAAACUUUAAAUCAUUUUAAAAGUAUAUCAUAUUCAACUAUGCAUUAUCAAUUUGGAAAUAUUACCAUGCUUCCACUUAUGACAUAUCUUGUCAUUUUUAAGCUGUACAUAAAUGUGACCAAGUUUUUAAUUAGUCGCAAAAUAAUUUUAAAAAUCUUUGAUAUUUAUUCAAUUAUCGUAAUGUUGUAUUUUAAACGAAAAGACUUAGUAAUGAACUUAUUUGCAAAUGUGGAUACAAUUUCUAAUUAUUUAUCUUUGAAUGCAACAUAUUCGUAGUAGUAAUAACAACUAAUUCUAUGAUAAAAUAUUUUGCAGUAAUAAUGUUAAUUUUCGUAUUUAUUUAAUUAAAUGUUAGACCUAAACAAAUGUCUCAUUGUAACGAAACAAAGUGUUGAAAUAUGCUACAUUUCAUUAUGAAAUUAAAACACAUAUUUCAUUUCAAUUAAAAGGUUCAAAGUUUUUCAAUUUUUGAAUGUUUUGUUAACAGUAUUAUUAUGUGUUUUU
Osmia bicornis bicornis is the source of this 2583-nucleotide messenger RNA. RefSeq lists its product as uncharacterized. Lineage: Eukaryota; Metazoa; Arthropoda; Insecta; Hymenoptera; Megachilidae. The record is from RefSeq and is a predicted model, not a curated record. Gene Ontology annotation, molecular function: kinase binding; ubiquitin binding; molecular adaptor activity. The coding region runs from base 55 to 1674 and encodes 539 amino acids. Gene Ontology annotation, cellular component: cytoplasm. Gene Ontology annotation, biological process: regulation of hippo signaling; negative regulation of organ growth; regulation of DNA-templated transcription. The transcript is spliced from 11 exons.